This is a messenger RNA of Paramisgurnus dabryanus, 1976 nucleotides long. It is a transcript of the gene cldn15b, whose product is annotated as claudin 15b. Gene Ontology annotation, molecular function: structural molecule activity. The record is from RefSeq and is a predicted model, not a curated record. NCBI's taxonomy places the organism in Eukaryota, Metazoa, Chordata, Actinopteri, Cypriniformes, Cobitidae. Gene Ontology annotation, cellular component: bicellular tight junction; membrane.
AGCUUAGGAGGAAUUCCCUUUUGGGAACCUUGUUAUCCUUUCAUGUUUUGCUAAUACUAAUUGUUAUUUCAUUUAGUGCAAACACGGAUAAAUGCAUUUUUCAUAUAUUUUAUAUAUUCAUAUAUAAUUUGUUUUUUAUUAAUUUAUUUUUUAUAUUUAAAUAGUGCUAUAUGACAAACAAAAUCUUGGCUGGGGGAAUCUCCACUUCAACUGUACGCCUUUUUCAACAUUAAAGACUUUUUAAACUCUUGUGUUAGCGGAUAAGAUGGUAAAAGAAACAGCCUGUAGUUCCUAAAACUUCAGCAGCAGCAUCAGAAGAAAUUUCUCCGAGCACCUUUGAAGAGAAAAAGAUCUAUACAGAAAUGAAAGACGCUUUGCAGGUUAUUGCACUUUUCCUUGGGUUUUUAGGAUGUGUGUCUGUUCUACUGUCAGUGUACAAUAAUUACUGGAGGGUUUCCACUACAGAUGGUACUGUCAUCACCACGUCAACCAUCUUUGAGAACCUCUGGAUGUCCUGUGCAGAUGACUCCUCGGGUGUUUACAAUUGUUGGAAUUUUCCAUCCAUGCUUGCUUUACCAGGUUACAUUCAGGCAUGCCGUGCAUUAAUGAUCACAUCUAUUGUGAUGGGAAUUUUUGGGCUUGUGGCAACUCUAGUAGGUAUGCAGUGUUCCAAGGUAGGAGGGAAGAAUUACAUCAUGAAGGACCGGGUUGCUGGGGUCGGAAGUGUCUUUUUCAUUUUUCAAGGUCUAUGCACUAUGGUUGCAGUGUCUUGGUAUGCUUUUAAUAUCACUCAGCAGUUUUUUGACCCACUGUAUCCUGGCAUAAAAUAUGAAAUUGGAGAAGGGCUUUACAUUGGUUGGAGUUCAGCUACGCUGGCUUUAUGUGGUGGCAGCUGUUUGCUGUGUGCUUGUAGAUUGCGUGGCUCAGAUGAGAAAGGAUCAGAUCUUCAGAACUUCAGAAUUUCAGAUCAUACCAAACAUUUUCAGAUUGUUCAAAGUGACUCAUCUAUUCCUACCAGUCAAUAUGGACGCAAUGCAUAUGUGUAAGCCUACAGCGAACGGCCAGUUUGGACUACAGCCCUCCACUUCCUGCAUUAAUGAAGUCAGUAGAACAGUUUUUUGACUAAACUCCGCCCACAGGAAUACGUCAGUUGCCAGCCAAGCUAAGAGCAAGCUAAGUUGCUAUCGAAUUACAACACACUAAACAAGCUACACAAUCAGAAUUCGAUAUGCAUUUCUGAAGGAGGGACUUCAUAGAACAAGGAAGACAUCAGCCGUUAGAGAGAAGUAAAUUGUGUGAAAAAUACAGUUUUUUUUACACGUAAAACAUAAGCACGUUAUAUUAUGCACUGUAAACACAAUCAAAGCUUCAAAAACACAGGAAGAACGGGACCUUUAAAAUGGAAUUAUGAAAAUUAACAGUGUAUUAGGUUUUUAAAAUAUGUCCAUAAAAUAUAAUUUAUAUGCUUGCACUGUCUUCUGUUAAAUAUUUAGGGUAACAUAUCAGUUAAUUUUCAUAAAUAUACUUAAACAUGUACAUAUUGACACACACAGAUGACAUCAUACUACUGAAAGCAUAUGUAAAAUGCGUAACUUAAUUGUCUGUUUUUUUUUCUUUUGUAAUGUUAGUUAUGUGACAGUGUGAAAAAACUUUGUCCCUUUUACAGCAAAACACACACUUUUAAAGUUACUUGUAUGCUUUAAUACUUAAUAUUUUCCCUUCAACUACUAAAAUUAAUUGAUAAAAACAUAUGAAAUAUUUUCAUUACUUUAUAUAACCCCAUAGUAAAUAUUAUGGUAUCUUCUAUAGUUUCACAUGUGAGAAUUUUGAAUUUUCCACUUACACCUUCUUACCUCUCAGAUCACCAUUAUUUAGAUAUUCUUUCAUUGCUAUGUUUUCUGUAUUAUUCUUCAUUUAUGUUACUCUCUGUGAAAGGGCUGAACAGAAGACCUGAUGCUGAUAUUUUAAUAAAAAUC